Molecule: messenger RNA, 162 nt
Organism: Bipolaris victoriae FI3
Lineage: Eukaryota; Fungi; Ascomycota; Dothideomycetes; Pleosporales; Pleosporaceae
Exons: 1
Source: RefSeq, a predicted model, not a curated record
CUAGAAAACAUUCUUAGCCUACGUAGGGGGAAGCAUAGGACACUAAGGCACGGUGAAUCGAGAAGGGAUCAAGCCCAGAAGGCUUCAUUAACUCUCUCCUCUCUCCUCUUCCGCUCCUAUCUCCUUGCUAUCGCUCGUUUGUUUAACUUUGUUCUUUGCUAA